This is a messenger RNA of Pongo pygmaeus (Bornean orangutan), 3699 nucleotides long. It is a transcript of the gene CASTOR1, whose product is annotated as cytosolic arginine sensor for mTORC1 subunit 1. Lineage: Eukaryota; Metazoa; Chordata; Mammalia; Primates; Hominidae. The record is from RefSeq and is a predicted model, not a curated record. Gene Ontology annotation, biological process: negative regulation of TORC1 signaling. Gene Ontology annotation, molecular function: arginine binding. The transcript has 9 exons. Bases 881 to 1783 code for a protein of 300 amino acids.
CCCCUACCAAAGUCUGAGCACUGGGCAUUACUGGCUCAAGCACUUCCGGGUUUUGUUUGUAUCGAGGGACCUCAAGCCUUAGGCCUUGGCCACCUCCAGCCCCCUAACCCAAAGUAUGUCGCUCAGGCAGAGGUGGCUAGGAUUCUACCUCUGUGUGCCCCUGGUGGGGAGCCUUCUAUUUUGAAAGUUGGAUGAAAGGAACAAGUGGGGCUACCAGGCCAGGUUUCAAUUUGUCAGCCCCCUCGCAAGCGGGGAAGGGUAGGCAUCAAUCGCAAUCCUGUGUUGGCGGCCCUGCCCCCUGCAGCCAUGAGAGGCAGGAGAGCGAAAGGCGCCCGGGAGACAGAGCUGCAGAGGAGACCUGUGCCUCUCAUUGCUCCGGGGAUUUGGGGGCAGCGUUCUGGUCCUAGCCGAGCUCCAGUUUGUUUCGUGGCCCUUCUGUCUCAAGGACUUCAAUCAUGAAACCCACGUGUGUGCCAGAAGGACAGAAACGUCCCCUAGCCUCCGGGAUGCUCCCACCCGCUGCGCAGCUGGCUUUCCGCGGAAAGGGCGGAGCCCAGGCAGGGGGCGCGUCAGGGGCGGGGCCUGGAGGAGUGCUAAAAAAGGCGGAGCCGUUCGGGGCGGUCUCGGUGGGCUGGCUGGAAAGCGGGAUGAGGUUCUGGCGUUAGGAGGAGGCGUGACCACCCAGUAGGCUUCUCUUCCCGCGGGGCGUGGCCGUCAAGGAGCCGGACGCCACGCCUGGCUGGGCGGGUCAGCCGCGUAGCCGGCGGCGUGGACGCGGCCGCGCAGCGGCUCCUUUAAGGCUCGGGCACCACCCCCGCCGCCCCGCCUCCCGCGCGCCCUGGGUCUGGUUGGCGGCGGGGUCGGGUCCGCGCGAGCCGCGAUGGAGCUGCACAUCCUAGAACACCGGGUGCGGGUGCUGAGCGUCGCCCGUCCCGGUCUCUGGCUCUACACCCACCCGCUCAUCAAGCUGCUGUUCCUGCCCCGCCGCAGCCGGUGCAAGUUCUUCAGCCUGACGGAGACCCCUGAGGAUUACACGCUUAUGGUGGACGAGGAGGGCUUUAAAGAGCUGCCCCCAUCUGAGUUCCUGCAAGUAGCUGAGGCCACAUGGCUGGUGCUGAACGUGUCGUCUCACAGUGGUGCGGCAGUGCAGGCUGCUGGGGUCACCAAGAUCGCCCGCUCGGUCAUCGCGCCACUGGCCGAGCACCACGUGUCUGUGCUGAUGCUGUCCACUUACCAGACGGACUUCAUCCUGGUGCGGGAGCAGGACCUGUCCGUCGUGAUCCACACGCUGGCCCAGGAGUUCGACAUUUACCGCGAGGUGGGCGGAGAGCCUGUGCCUGUGACGAGGGAUGAUUUCAGCAAUGGCUUUCCCCGCACUCAGCAUGCAGGGCCCAGCCCCACGGUGCAUCCCAUCCAGAGCCCACAGAACCGCUUCUGUGUCCUCACACUGGACCCUGAGACGCUUCCAGCCAUCGCCACCACCCUCAUAGAUGUCCUCUUCUACUCGCACAGGUUCCCCAGUGACCUCCUGCUGACCAGCUCCUCGGGGGAGCUGUGGAGGAUGGUGCGCAUCGGUGGACAGCCCCUGGGCUUUGAUGAAUGUGGCAUCGUGGCACAGAUCGCAGGUCCCCUUGCUGCCGCUGACAUCUCUGCCUACUACAUCAGCACCUUCAACUUCGACCAUGCCCUGGUGGACAUGAAGCACAGAGAGGUGAAGUGCCUUGCCCAAUGUCACACAGCUGGGCAAUGCGGAACCAGAAUUCCGAAAGAAGCCACCGUGUGACAUAAGCAAAUGCCUGCCUUCGUCUGCCCCAGCGGCUGGCGGGUAAGUGUGACCGAGCACCUGCUCCAAUGUGCCAGGCGCUCACGUGCUCACCUCACUGCAUUUUGCUGACUGUCCUACAAGGUGCAUUUGCUACUGCAUUUUAAAACAUUCAGAUACAACUCACCUACCAUCAAUUGUAUCAUUUUAAAGGGUAUGAUUUGGGGGGUUUUGGAUAUAUUCACAUGGUUGUGCAACCAUCGCCACUAUGUAAUUCCAGAAUAUCUUCAUCACCUCCAAAGAAACCUCGUGCCCAUUAGCAGUCUCUCCGCAGCCCUGGAUGCCCCAGCCCCCAGCAGCCACUGGUGUAUUCUCUGUGUCUCUCCAUGUGCCUAUUCCCGACAUUUCCCAUAGCAGAAUCAUACAACAUGUGGCCUUUUGUGUCUGGCUUCUUUCAUGCAGCAUCAUGGUUUCAAGGUUCAUGCAUGUUGUGGUACAUGACAAUGCUUCCUUCCGUUUUGUGACUUAAUAUUCCUUUGUAUUGAUAGAACACAUUUUGUUUAUCCAUUUUCUAUUGACAGACAUUUGGGUUGCUUCCACUUUUUGGCUAUGCUGAAUAAUUGCUCCUAUGAACAUUUGCAAGUUUUUGUGUGGAUGUAUGUUUCCUUCCUUCCUCCCUCUCUCCCUCUCUCUCUCUUUCUCUCUUUCUUAUUUUUUUCGGCAUUUUGCUCUUGUUGCCAGGCUGGGGUGCAAAGGCGCGAUCUCGGCUCACUGCAGCCUCCACCUUCCAGAUUCAAGUGAUUCUCCUGCCUCAGCCUCCUGAGUAGCUGGGAUUACAGGCGCGCACCACCAUGCCCAGCUAAUUUUUGUAUCUUUAGUAGAGAUGGAGUUUCACCAUGUUGGUCAGGCUGGUCUUGAACUCCUGACCUCAGGUGAUCCACCUGCCUUGGCCUCCCAAAAUGCUGGGAUUAAAGGUGUGAAAAACCGUGCUCAGACUUUUUUUUUUUUUUGUCCAGAGACAGAGUCUCACUCUGUCACUCAGGCUGGAGUGCAGUGGUAUGAAUAUGGCUCACUGCAGACUUGACCUCCCAGGCUCAGGUGAUCUUUCGGUCUCAGCUUCCUGAGUAGCUGGGACCACACAGGCGCAAGCCACCAUGCUCAGCUAAUUUUUAAAUGUUUUGUGGAGAUGGGGUCUCACUUUUUUUGCCCAGGCUGGUCUUGAACUCCUGGGCUCAAGUGAUCCUCCCAUCUUGGCCUCCCAAAGUGCUGGGAUUACAGGUGUGAGCCACUGCACCUCGCCUACGUUUUCAGUUCUCUUGCGUGUAUAUCUAGGAGUGGAAUUGUUGGUUAUAUGAUAUCUCUAUUUUUUUUUUUUUUUUUUUUUUUUUUGAGACAGCAUCUCACUCUGCUACCCAGACUGGAGAGUAGUGGCACAAUCGUGGCUCACUGCAACCUCUGCCUCCCAGGUUCAAGCAAUUCUCCUGCCUCAGCCUCCUGAGUAGCUGGGACUACCGGCGAGUGCUACCAUGCCUGCGUAAUUUUUUGUACUUUUAGUAGAGAUGGGGUUUCACCACGUUGGCCAGGCUGGUCUCAAACUCCUGGCCUCGAGUGAUCUGCCCGCCUCAGCCUCCCAAAGUGCUGGGAUUACAGGCGUGAGCCACUGCCCCAGCCUCUGUGUUUAACCAUUUGCGGAAGUGCCAAACUUUUCCAAUUUGGCGGCACCAUUCAUUGUAGAUUCCCACCAGCAAUGCCCUAGGGUUCUCAUCUCUCCAUCUCCUCGUUAGCACUUGUAAUCGUCUACCUUUGAUUAUAGCCACCCUAGUGAAUGUGGAAUGGCUUCUCAUCAUGGUUUUGAUUUGCAUUUCCCUGGUGUUUAGCAUAUUUUCACGUGCUUCUUGGCCAUUUGUAUAUCUUUUUUUUUUUUGGAGAAAUGUCUA